AUGUCAGCAUCAGGAUCACGUGGUCGAGGUCGUGGUAAAAGGUUUAGUCGGCCAGCUACAGGCCCUCCAGAACCCUAUCGAUCUCAAUCGAUGGCUAUUAUACCUGAGAAAUUCCAUCAACUAAAUAUAGAUAAUAAUAUUCCUAGUCGUCCUCCAUCACUCUCUACCACUACUACUACUACCACCUCUUCAGGACGUAAAUCAAAUGGAGAGCAACGUAAAUCUACGUCACGUUCUUCGAAUGGUCGUGCUAAAUCAACACGACCUUUUCGAGAAACUAUUCGUUCAGCUGUACCAGAUUCAGCAAUAGUCACAUUUGCUAGACGGCCAGAUCAAGGUGGAAGUGCGGGUUAUAAAUUAAAAGUAAAUACAAAUCAUUUCAAAUGUAAUAUACCUCAAACAUUACAUUGUCAUCAAUAUGAUAUUGAAUUGCAAACAGCUAAUCGAGAUGGUACAUGGCGUCCAUCGAAAAAAGAUGAUCGUUUUGUUGUUUUAAGAAAAAUAAUUGAACGUGAAAAUUUUCCAUUAGUUUGGUAUGAUGAAGGCAAAAGUCUUUAUUCAAUUGAGUUACUUGUGGGUUUAAAAGAUCAAUAUGAAAUAACUAUAAAAGAUAAAAAAAGUGAUCGAGAACAAACAUAUCGUUUAUUAAUUAUUAAUCUAGUUAAAUCAUAUGAUAUACAGGUUCUUUGGGAUUUUAUUGAGAAUAAAAUUGCUAUUCGUCCUAGAGAUCCAAUUCGAAUUCUUGAAACACUUCUUAAACAAACAACUCGUGCAACAAUGGUUUCCGUCAAAAAUCAAUUCUAUGAUCGACGACAAACAUUAGAUGAUUUAGGUGAUGGUCGAGGUUUAGCUGGUGGAUUUUAUCAAGCAAUGUUUUUAACGAAACUCGGUGCUACAAUAAAUAUUAAUUCUACAUUCACUUGUUUUUAUCAACCAUUCAAUUUAGUUCAUUUUCUUUGUGAAUAUCUUCAACAUGAUAUUGUUCGUGAUGGUAUUAAUGACCGUGAACAACAAUUAUUAUUACGAAAAGUUCUUAAACCUAUAUGGCUUGAAACUCAUCAUGGUGAAAAUAUUCGAAAAUAUCGUAUACGUGGUUUUGGUGCAUCCGCUCGUCAACAUACAUUUGCACGUGUUGUUGAUGGUAAUAGUGAUGAUAGUCAAGAACGACAAUCAGUCUAUGAUUAUUUUGUUGAAAAAUAUAAUAUACAAUUAGAAUUUCCAAAUUUACCUACCGUUGAAUUAUAUACACCUCCGAAUAAAACACAAUUUCAUUAUUUACCUAUGGAAUGUUGUACAAUACAAGCAUGGCAACGUUCAAUAAAACCAUUAACUACCGAUCAACGUGCUCGUGUAACUAAAAAAACAGUUGUUAAUCCAACUCAUCGUUAUCAAGCAAUUAUGGAUAUAGUUAAAACACGAAAAUUUAAUGAAGAUAAAUAUGUUAAUGAAAUAGGAAUGAGUAUUGUCGAUGAUCAAAUGGUAACUGUAUCAGCAAGAUGUAUUGCACCACCUGAAAUAAAAUAUAAAAGUGGACGAGAUGGACAAAGUGAUAUUGUUGAAAGAAUUAAUAUUGGAAAAUGGAAUUUGAGAAAUCGUUUUCAAACAACAAAAACGAUUAAUCGUUGGGCAUGUGUUAUGGUUUCAUCUCAAAAACCAAAUCAAAAUCAAUUAUCAAUAGCAAAACAAUUCAUUGAUCAAUUUCCUCUUAUUAUUUCACAAUAUGGAAUUUAUUUUAAUUCAAGUCCAAUUAUGAAUAGUGAUCCAGCUAAUCCUGAAACAAUACAUAAUCGUUUACAAGAAUUAAAAGAACAAAAUUGUGAAGUUGUAGUUUUUAUUCUUAAUGGUGUCGGUGAAGAUAUCUAUAAACUAAUAAAAUAUUUUGGUAAUCAAAAACUUGGUAUCGUUACACAAUGUACAGAUUUUGUUGCGAUUGCAAAAAAUAUUCGAAGUAAAAAACUUGAUAUGUAUUUACAAAAUCUUGUACAAAAAUUUAAUGCAAAACUCGGUGGUGUUAAUGGUAUGGUAUCAUUAGCUCGAGCAUUGACAUCAUCUUCAACGAAAGAUGAUGUUUUUAUGUUUUUCGGUGCUGAUGUUACACAUAUAACAUGUUCAAGAGAAAAACCAUCUAUAGCUGCUAUAGUUGGUUCAGUUGAUUCAACAAGUACUCAAUAUGCAUCAAGAGUUGGUGAACAGUAUCCUGCUCGAGGAAAAAUUUCAUUGGAAAUAAUUAAAGAUUUAUAUCAAAUGUCAACUGAUUUAUUAAAAUUAUUUGCACAACGUAACCACUGUUUUCCAAAUAAAAUUGUUUUUUAUCGUGAUGGUGUUGAUGAUGGACAUUUUCAAAAAGUACUUGAUAAUGAAAUACGAGCAUUACAAAAUGCUUGUAAAGCACUUUAUUUGAAUAAUCCAUUACCAAAAAUUACAUUUAUUAUUGUUAAAAAACGUCACAAUACACGAUUUUUUAUUCGAGAUCCUCAAACAGGAAAUAUGAAUAAUGUACAACCCGGUACUAUUAUUGAUACGGAUAUUGUUCAUCCACAAGGUUUUGAUUUUUAUUUAAAUAGUCAUGCUGCUAUACAAGGUACAUCGAGACCGAUCUUAUAUCAUGUUUUAUAUGAUGAAAUUGGUUUUUCAUCGGAUGAAAUACAAUCUUUAACUUAUUAUCUAUGUCAUUCGGAUGUUCGAUGUACCAAAGCAGUAUCGGUACCAGCCCCGGUUCAUUAUGCACAUUUAGCUGCAUAUCAAUCAAGAGAUGCUGAUAGUUUUGAUAAUGAUCGAAGUACUACCGAUGAUUUUGAUGAUAAUGAUUUAGUUGAAAAUGUUGGUGCAGUAACAUUACAAGAAGUUGAAACAAGACUUAUUCAACUUGAUCCUACUAUUCAAGAUACGAUGUGGUAUGUAUGA
Molecule: messenger RNA, 2904 nt
Organism: Adineta steineri
Lineage: Eukaryota; Metazoa; Rotifera; Eurotatoria; Adinetida; Adinetidae
Source: the annotation of a GenBank genome assembly